AUGGUCGGAGUUUACUCGGUCGGACCGUUGGUUGACCACUAUGGGUUGAACCAACCGGAUUCAGACUGGGCCCACGAGGACAAGGUUUUGAACUGGCUUGAUCAUCAACUGCAAUCAUCAAUGGUUUUCUUCUAUUUUGGAAGCUUAGGCAGUGUAAGAGGGGCCCAACUGAGGGAGAUAGCAAUCGGUCUAAAGCGAACCGGGCAAAGGUUUUUGUUAUCACUGCGCCGACCGGAGGCUUUCGAGUCACGCGACUACACUGAUCUAGAUGAGGUGUUGCUGAAUGGGUUUUUGGAAAGAACAGCUAAAACCGGUUUGAUUUAUGGGUGGGUCCCACACGUGGUGAUCUUGGCCCACAAGGCAAUCGGAGGGCUGGUGUCUCAUUGUGGGUGGAACUCAUUUAUGGAGAGCUUGUGGUAUGGUGUACCUGUUGCCACGUGGCUGGUUUUUGGAUAA
Cornus florida is the source of this 456-nucleotide messenger RNA. RefSeq names its product UDP-glycosyltransferase 71K1-like. Lineage: Eukaryota; Viridiplantae; Streptophyta; Magnoliopsida; Cornales; Cornaceae. Bases 1 to 456 code for a protein of 151 amino acids. The record is from RefSeq and is a predicted model, not a curated record. The transcript is spliced from 2 exons. Gene Ontology annotation, molecular function: UDP-glycosyltransferase activity.